Molecule: messenger RNA, 1826 nt
Organism: Mollisia scopiformis
Lineage: Eukaryota; Fungi; Ascomycota; Leotiomycetes; Helotiales; Mollisiaceae
Product: MFS general substrate transporter
Exons: 6
Coding region: 149-1687 (512 amino acids)
Biological process (GO): transmembrane transport
Molecular function (GO): transmembrane transporter activity
Source: RefSeq, a predicted model, not a curated record
UAUUGAUGUAUGUAUGGACAAGCAUUGGCAUGCGAAAUAGAACGAAUGCGAAUUUAUCCGCAAACUCUCCUAAUAGGUCAUGAAAAUCAUAUAUAUCUCCUACUGCCGGGCUGGACAUACAUUUUGUCUCGAAGUUCUGUAACAUGUUAUGAACGGCAUGGAUCCCAUCAAUGAGAAAGAAGAGACGUUGAACGGUCUAGGCGCACCUGUCAAUGUCAGUGAAGCUAAGGACGAGGAGAGUUUAGGAGGAGAAACUGCGAUCGAGGUGAAAGUCGACAAACAUGGCCUUCCACUUGUUCCUCAACCAUCAUCCCACCGAGAUGAUCCUUUGAACUGGUCUCCAAGCAUUAAACUAUUCAUUUGCAUCCAGAUCAGCUGGCUCGCAGCUUUGGGACCAAUGAGUUGCGCAGUCAUCAACCCCGCAUUCGUUCCCCUAGGCAAAGCAUUUCACAUCACGACCCUCGAAGCAUCCUAUACAUUAACGAUGUACAUCGUCUUUGCUGGUGUCGGACCACUUCUUUUCACACCCUUCUCCAAUAUAUAUGGUCGCAGACCUAUUUAUCUGAUCGGAAAUCUGAUCUCGGGAGUCAUGAACAUUGUCGCGGCUCAUUGUACGACGUGGGCAGGAAUCAUGAUCACGCGAGCAGUCACAGGCGUCGCUGCUGGAUUGGCUAUUGGGGGAGCUACGAUUUGCGACUUGUUUUUCAUGCAUCAGAGAGGUUUAUACAUGGGAGUAUACACUUUCGCAUUGACCAAUGGACCUCACCUCUCGCCUCUAGUCGGAGGGUAUAUUGCUCAGCGUCUGGGCUGGAAAUACUGUUUUUCGAUUCCCGGAUACGUCCAACUCGGGACCUUCGUAAUAACUCUCUUCUGUCUACCCGAAACCCUCUACUCCCGCCAAAGCCUCCCCACACCCCACCAACCACAAAAGACUUACCUCGACCUCCUCCUCUUCAAACGCAGCAUCCUCAAGGACAGAAAACUAAGCUCAGCAGAUUUCUUCCGUCCGUUCUACAUGCUAAAAUACAUCCCCAUCCUCAUACCAGGAAUCUACUAUAUGAUCUGUUUCGGCUACGGAACCAUAAUCUUUGGCGCAACCGGGGCCCAGCUAUUCGCUAAACUCUAUCACUUUAACACCGAGCAGACUGGUCUUCUGCUGUCUAUUCCUCUGAUUAUUGGAGGGUUGAUAGGAGAGUGCAAUGCUGGUUGGGUGACUGAUUUCAUGGUUUAUCGCUAUGCAAAGAAGCAUGGAGGGAUGCGGAAGCCGGAGGCGAGAUUGGAUGCUCUUUGGUUGGCACUCUUGACUCCUGUCGGAGUCAUCAUUCAGGGUGUCUGCUUGACGUAUUAUAAGACUGCGAGUUGGGUAGGAUCCGCGUUUGGGAUGGGCAUUGCCAGUUUUGGGCUGCAGGUUGCGACGACGGUCGUUUAUGCUUAUUGUACUGAUUGCUAUAAACCGCAGAGUGCGGAAGUUUCGACUAUUCUGAAUGUUUUUCGUCAAGUGUUCUCAUCUGCGAUUGCGUUCUAUGCCAUUCCGCUCGCCAACAGAAUUUCGGUCGAGUAUGCUUGGUUGGUGUUCUCGAUGAUCAGUGUCGUUGCCGUACUUCCAAUGUUUGCUUUGCGGAUAUAUGGCGCGAAGUGGAGAGCCUUGCCGUGGCAAUCACCACCAACCUUUCAUAAUGAUCUUUGAGGGUGGGGGAGUAUGACAAGAGAGUUUGCUACAAAAUCGACACAGUCAGUAAAGUCGCCAACUCUUGAACGGUGUUUGCCACACCGUGAAUCAACAUCAACUUUUGAGUACACAAUCACCACCUUAGUCUGAAUCAUGG